This is a messenger RNA of Vespa mandarinia (Asian giant hornet), 1400 nucleotides long. RefSeq lists its product as uncharacterized. The record is from RefSeq and is a predicted model, not a curated record. Gene Ontology annotation, molecular function: dibutyl phthalate binding; odorant binding. Lineage: Eukaryota; Metazoa; Arthropoda; Insecta; Hymenoptera; Vespidae. Gene Ontology annotation, biological process: olfactory behavior; sensory perception of smell. Gene Ontology annotation, cellular component: extracellular region.
GUUCAUUAUUUUCUAAAGAGUUCGAUUCCGUGUAUCCCUCUUUGAAUCUCGUUAUAUCGUAAAUUAGCAGAAAAAUGUCGAAUAAAGAAAGAUAUACAUAUAUACGGUCUAUUAUUUUCCCUUUCCUUUUCGGAUGUCUUUUCGGACUUUUUGGAUCGGUCGACGGUGCCAUGACCAUCGAGCAAAUGCAAAAAACCGCAACAGGAAUUCGUAAUACUUGUAUAACGAAGACUGGUGUAAAAGCAGAGCUUGUGGACGGAAUGAAGACUGGCCAAUAUCCGGAAGAUCACGAUCUACAGUGCUAUACGCAAUGCGUUAUGAAAACAAUUCGUACGUUUAAAAAUCAAAAAGUGGACGUGGAUAUGGUGAUCAAGCAAGUCGAAAUGAUGAUGCCGAUUGAAUGGCAAGAUCAAAUGAAAGCUGCGGCAAGAAAGUGUGGAGCGUUGGAACCCUCUGACGACAUAUGCGUUACGGCCUUCAACUACGUCAAGUGCUAUCAUAAAUCGAUUGUUAUUAUAAAAACGCUUAAUGUCGAAGUUUCGAAAAUUAACAUAGAAAAGUCUGACAGCUAUUCGUUGGAAAAAAUGAGGGCUACGAUUCUUUUAAUCUCGUUGUUCGUCGUCCUGGCGAAUUUAUAUAAUGUGGAAAGUAAAAAAAUGGAUAUGGAUCAAAUAAGAAACGUAGUAAAAUCUGCGAGAAAAACUUGCGCAAGUCAAAUCGGUGCUUCGAAAGAAUUAUUGGAUAAUGCAGCACAAAAAGGUGAAUUUCCACCCGAUCCAAAGCUUCAAUGUUACCUUAAGUGCAUAAUGGUAUUAUCCAAAGCUAUGAAAAACGAUCAAUUACGGCCAGAAGUAAUGAAAACACAAGCCGAAUUGAUGUUAAUCGACGAAAUAAGCGAACGGAUCAAAGAAACGAUCGACAAAUGUUACCCGAGUAUAACCAGCAGCGAUGCUUGCGAAGCCUCAUGGCAAUUCGCCAAGUGUUAUUAUGAAACGGAUAGUUCGAUUUAUUUUAUCCCAUGAAGAAAAUAUCCUCAACGUAUUCACGAACAAAUUCAAGACUUAUCUCGCAGAGAUGGCAAAGAACACGGUUUAAGAGAACUUCAGAUGCGAUUUGUAAAAAUUCAAGAACUAAACGAAAUUGUAGAAGAGUUUAGAUUUUAGUUUUUAUUAUUAUUGUCACCAGUCAUAUUCUAUAAAAAAAACUGGAAUACUAUGUACCUUUAAAUUUGUUUUAUCUCGUCCUGAAGACGCAAAAACGAUAAAUCACCAUUCAUAUAAUAAUUCUUCAAAUAAAUUAUGCGGUAUGUUCUUGUUCGUGAUAUUCUUAUAAAAAAUUAAAUCUUUGUAAAAUUGUUAAACAUAUGAAAUAUAAAUAUAUGAAAUAAUCGAUGAAAAUUA